UCUUCGAUUCUGCUGCUUCGCCGCCGCCGCCGCCGCUCCUCCCGUCGACCUGCCGCCGCCGCCGCCGCUCUCCUCCCCCACGGCUUUCGCUCAGUUGUUAUUUUUAGCAAUGGCAUCAUCAUCAACUGGACCGUCCCCUUUGUAUUGUGGUCCCGAAGACCCGAGCGUACUUUACUUGCAACCGCAUCAUAUAACUGAAAGUAUAAUCUCUGGGAAUGAUACCGACACCUUUCAACCACGCAAAUUGGAUAAUAACAUUUUUCAAGCUCCAAUGCAUGACCGAGUGUUGGGGCAUAUAGAGCGGAUGGGUUUUGGUGGCGUGUACCGUUGUGGAAAGCCAAAAAUGUUGGACGCUUCACUUAUUGGGGCAUUAAUUGAGAGGUGGCGUCCCGAGACACACACGUUUCACCUUCCAGUUGGUGAAGCUACAGUGACCCUUCAAGAUGUCGAGAUGCUUUGGGGUUUAAGGGUUGAUGGUGAACCAGUUAUCCUUACACAAGUGAACCACACGAGAGAGUACUGGGUGGAUACGUGUUUGUCGCUUUUAGGUAUAGAACCUAGUCAAGCUGAAUUGAAGUUGGGGGGAUUUAAUGCCACUACACUGAAGGAUGUUGUUAGACACCGUCUUGACGACGAUCUACCCGAGUAUUAUUACAUGCGGCAUGCACGUAUAUUUGUGCUACUCCUACUAGGUUGUUUGAUCCUCCCAGACACUUCGGGGAGAAAAAUUCCCUUCCACCACAUUCUAUUACUAGAUGACGAGAAUCAGUGUUCACAACUUAGUUGGGGUGCAGCAGCGCUUGCCACUUUAUAUCACUACCUUUGUGAAGCUUCCAAUGGCAUCAUCAUCAACUGGACCGUCCCCUUUGUAUUGUGGUCCCGAAGACCCGAGCGUACUUUACUUGCAACCGCAUCAUAUAACUGA
Salvia hispanica is the source of this 925-nucleotide messenger RNA. NCBI's taxonomy places the organism in Eukaryota, Viridiplantae, Streptophyta, Magnoliopsida, Lamiales, Lamiaceae. The record is from RefSeq and is a predicted model, not a curated record.